Molecule: messenger RNA, 861 nt
Organism: Diversispora eburnea
Lineage: Eukaryota; Fungi; Glomeromycota; Glomeromycetes; Diversisporales; Diversisporaceae
Source: the annotation of a GenBank genome assembly
AUGAAAGUUACAAAAAAAAAUUGUUUCAAUUUAUUAAUAUUAUCAAUAUUAUUACUGUUACCUUUUGCUGAUUCAGUAUAUGCCGUCAAACGGGGAAAGCGAGACACGGAAACAGAAGGAAAAGAAGCAACACCUUCAUGUGAAUCCGAAAAGAUUAACCCCGAAAAUUAUGACAUUAGAUUGCACGUUGGAUCAUUGUUUAUAAUUUUGGUAACAAGUUCUUUUGGUGCCUUCCUUCCUGUUAUCACAAAAAAAAAUCCAAAAUUCAAACUUCCACAAACUAUUUAUUUUGUUUGUAAACAUUUUGGAACUGGAGUAAUUCUUGCAACUUCGUUCAUUCAUAUGAUUCCUUCAUCAUUUGAAAGUUUAACAAAUGAAUGUCUCGGAGAAGUAUGGACAGAAUAUUCAGCUUGGGCAGGUGCAAUCGCUAUGAUGGCAGCAUUAUUUGUAUUCUUUAUUGAAUAUAUGUCCAUAAAUAAACAACAAACUUUAGGUGUAUUUAUUCUUGAGGUAGGUUUAGGUCUUGGAUCACGUAUAGCAGAAACGAGUUUUUCCGAAAAAAGUAUAAAACCUUGGUUAAUGGCAUUAGUUUAUGGUACAACUACACCGAUUGGAAUUGCUAUUGGUAUUAUAGCUCACGAAUCUUAUGAUCCUGGAACAGCUACAGCUAUUAUUGUUCAAGGAGUACUUGAUUCUGUUUCUGCUGGAAUAUUAUUAUAUGUUGCAUUAGUUGAAUUAAUUGCCCAUGAUUUUAUUUUUGAUCCUAAUUUUCGAAAGAAAUCAAAUUUAACACAAACACUAGGUUUUGUUUGUCUUACAUUAGGAGCCGGUGCUAUGGCGGUGAUUGGUCGUUGGGCGUGA